Saccostrea echinata is the source of this 1689-nucleotide messenger RNA. RefSeq lists its product as uncharacterized. Gene Ontology annotation, biological process: positive regulation of DNA-templated transcription. The coding region runs from base 1 to 1689 and encodes 562 amino acids. Gene Ontology annotation, cellular component: chromatin; nucleoplasm. Lineage: Eukaryota; Metazoa; Mollusca; Bivalvia; Ostreida; Ostreidae. Gene Ontology annotation, molecular function: ubiquitin-protein transferase activity; zinc ion binding. The transcript has a single exon. The record is from RefSeq and is a predicted model, not a curated record.
AUGGCAACAUCAUCAGAUUCCGAUAACAGGGCACAAGAUGUAAAACGCUGUCAACUUUGCCCCGGAAAAGAUAGAAAACAUGCUGCAGAAAUUGUGUGUAAUACAUGUCAUGUUGAUCUCUGUAAGGACUGUGUAGGUCACCACAUGAUCUCCAAUCCCUCCAUCAGACAUGAUGUCGUCACUUUUGAAUUCAAAAAAUCUGAAAUCAUUCCACCACAAUGCAGGGUCCAUAAUGAAAAACAAUGUGAAAUGUUCUGUGAACAAUGUAAAUCCCCAAUAUGUCAGAAAUGUCUAGCCUCUGGAUCCCAUGAAAAUCACAAUGUACCACAUAUUUCUGAAAUUUAUAGCUCUAAACAGAAACUUAUCAAAAAAGACUUAAAUGAGCUUGAAACUAGUGUAGCACCUGUUUAUGAAUCAAUACUCGCCAAUGUAAAAGAGAUGUCAUCAAGCAUUGAACAGAAACACAAUGAAAGACAAAGAACCAUUGAUGAAAUUGGUAAAACAUGGCACAAGUUGGUAGAUAAAGUUAUUAAAAAAUAUCAGAGUUAUGCAAGAAGACUGGAAAGAGAUGACAUUAAUGCAAUUAAGAACCUGGAAGCAGAUUUCAAAAAACGCUAUUUAUUAAUUCAAUCGGCAAUGGAUGAAAACAAUUCUAUCCUUGCUUCAAAUGAUCCGUUUAAACUUGUCAACUACAAUUCAGAAAAUGAAAAGUUCAGAACUAUUCAUUCCAGAUUUGAACUAACAGUGCCAGAAUUCACUCCCACAGAACUUACAGAGCAGGCACUGUGUAAGAUAGUUGGAGACAUUCCAGAAACAGUGAAAACUAGCAUUGAAGGACAGGUCCUAAAAGCUCCCCAUUCUUAUUCCAGUUCAGAAAAAGCUAUCAAGAAGUUUCUUGAUUUGCCACUUACAGUAGGAGAAAUAAAAACUGAUGAAGAAAUUUGUGAAGUAGCUUGUAUUCCUCACACAGAUCACUUCUAUGUCCGUGGUGUCAAUGGAAUAACUAAACAUAUGAACAAAGAGGGGGAAGUGCUGAGGAAGAUCACCACUAAGACAGAGAAUAUUGCAGGAUAUGCUCUGACAGUCACCAGAGAGGGACAUCUAGUGUAUAUUGACAAGGGGAGGGGAGAAAUUAACAUAGUGGAGGGGAAUAAGAUAAAAUGUCUGCUCAAAGAACAUUUAUGGGUACUAGAUGCUAUCUGCAGCACUUAUACUGAUGACCUCUUAGUACUUAUGACAUCCCCACAUAACACAAGAUGGAUCCAGCAUAGAAAAGUUGUCCGUUAUUCUGGCUUGACAGUCAUACAAGAAAUAAAAUUAAGUGACCUGCACGUGGGUAUACUUUCAAUAUUUGUGCGCUGUAUUGAUGAAAACAAGAAUCUUGACAUUGUACUGAGUGAGCCAAAUUCAGUUUUAGUGUUGAACAACGAAGGAAAAAACAGGUUUAUCUACAAAGGAAUGAUGUACAAAAACUUUACUCCAAAUGCCAUUACUACAGACAGCAUGUGUCACAUCCUGAUUGCUGACUUAGCUAGUAACAUUAUAUACAUCAUUGACCAGAAUGGACAAUUCCUUUUGUACAUAGACAACUGUGAUUUACACAACCUACGUGGUCUCAGUACAGACAGCAAUGACAUACUGUAUGCUGCUGAUAACUAUAGAGUGAAACGAAUUAAGUAUAUGGAAUAA